This is a messenger RNA of Clavispora lusitaniae ATCC 42720, 2457 nucleotides long. RefSeq names its product Erb1p (gene ERB1). Gene Ontology annotation, molecular function: protein binding; ribonucleoprotein complex binding. The record is from RefSeq and is a predicted model, not a curated record. Gene Ontology annotation, cellular component: PeBoW complex; preribosome, large subunit precursor. Gene Ontology annotation, biological process: ribosome biogenesis; maturation of LSU-rRNA from tricistronic rRNA transcript (SSU-rRNA, 5.8S rRNA, LSU-rRNA). Lineage: Eukaryota; Fungi; Ascomycota; Pichiomycetes; Serinales; Metschnikowiaceae.
AUGGCGAAGAAGAGCAAAGACGUCACUUCAGCACCAAUUUCGGUGAAUCUGAAAAAAAGAAAACCUCAAGAGGAAGAAGAUGAUCUACAAGUCAGUGGAAUGUUGACCAUCGAUGGCGAUGAUUCUAGUGAAGAAGAGGAUGAUGAGGAGAAAGAGCAAGAUGAGGAGGAAAAAGAGGAUGAUGAGGCGGAAGAACAUGGAGACGACGAAAGUACGGGCAGUGAAGAAGAUGAAGAGGAAGCUGAACUUAAUCGUAUUUUGCGUGAGGAAGAAGGUGAUGUUGAAGGAGAGUCAGAAAACGACUCAGAAGAGGAGAGCUCAGAAGACUCAGAAGGACACUCCGAGCCCGAAUCUCUUAAUGACAGACUUAGCGGAAUCAAACUUAAGACCAUAGCCAGUGAAGACAACGAAGAAGUACACACAAAGUAUUCUGAUGGCAGACCCAGAAUUCUUAAGAAAGAAAUCGAACCAGUAUAUGACUCGGAUGAUUCUGAUGCUGAGAACUUCAAUACCAUCGGUAACAUUCCAAUUUCUGCUUAUGAAGAGAUGCCUCAUAUCGGGUAUGAUAUCAAUGGAAAGCGUAUUAUGCGUCCUGCCAAGGGCAGUGCUUUGGAUCAACUCUUAGAACAAAUUGAAUUGCCCGAAGGAUGGACCGGUCUUUUGGAUCAGAACACUGGUGAAUCGUUGAAGCUUUCCACUGAAGAGUUGGAAUUGAUCCGCAAAAUCCAGAACAAUGAGAAUACAGAUGAGUCCAUCAAUCCAUACGAGCCAACCAUCGAAUGGUUUACUUCUAAGACUGAGGUGAUGCCAUUGACAGCUGUACCUGAGCCUAAGCGUCGUUUUAUGCCCUCUAAGCAUGAAGCACAGAGAGUCAUGAAGAUUGUUCGUGCUAUCCGUGAGGGUAAAAUCAUUCCUCCAAAUAAGGCUAAGGAGCAAGUGGAAGAAGAGCUCCAUAACUUCGAUUUAUGGACUAAUGAGGAUAAUACAGAAGCCCACAUUAUGAACCUUCGUGCCCCUAAGUUGGCACCUCCAAGUAACGAAGAGUCGUAUAACCCUCCUGAAGAAUAUUUGUUAACUGAAGAAGAGAAACAGCAGUGGUUGGAGACUGCGCCUGCCGACAGAGAAACGUCUUUCCUUCCACAGAAGUAUCUGGCAUUACGUAAAGUUCCCGGCUAUGGUGAAUCGGUUAGAGAAAGAUUUGAACGGUGCUUGGACUUGUACUUGGCACCUCGUGUUCGUCACAACAAAUUGAACAUUGACCCCGAGUCUUUGAUUCCACAACUUCCUUCGCCCAAGGACUUGCGUCCUUUCCCCAUCAAGUGCUCUACUGUGUAUCAGGGUCACAAUGGGCGUAUCAGAACUUUGUCCAUUGACCCACAAGGUUUGUGGUUGGCCACUGGUGGUGACGAUGGCACUGUGAGAGUGUGGGAAGUGUUAACUGGAAGACAAGUGUUCAAGCUUGAUGUAAUUGAUAUUGAAGAAAACCCAGAGGACCGCAUCGAUGCUUUAGAGUGGCACCCAGACCCAUCGCUGCCUAUAUUAGCUGUGGCAGCAGCUGAACGUGUGAUGCUUGUCGUACCAUCGAUCUUUGGGUUCGAGAUUGAAAAUAAUGCUCGGGUCAAGACUGAGGCUGGUUGGGGUUAUGGAACUUUCGGUAACAAACGCAAGGACACUGAUAUCAACGUCAAUGACGAUGACGAUGAAAGCGUCGAAACCAAGGCACCAGAACAGCCCAAGGCGGAAGUGGCUAAGUGGUAUGCUCCUUCAGCUGAGCAAACCCUGUACGGUGUUGCGGCCAUUGUUGAGUGCAAGAAGCCAGUCAAGAAGCUUUCAUGGCACAGAAAGGGUGAUUACUUUGUCACAGUAGCACCCGAAAGCAAAAACACUGCUGUGCUUAUCCACCAGCUCUCCAAGCAUUUGUCUCAGUCGCCUUUCCGCAAGGCCAAGGGAACGAUCAUGGAUGCAAAGUUCCAUCCAUUCAAGCCACAGCUUUUCGUGAGCUCUCAGCGCGCCAUUCGUAUUUAUGACUUGGCACAACAGACGUUGGUCAAGAAGUUGAUGCCUGGCGCAAGAAUGCUUUCAGGUAUUGACAUACACCCACGGGGCGACCAUCUUUUGGCCUCUUCUUACGAUAAGCGUGUGUUGUGGCACGACUUGGAUUUAAGUGCUACGCCGUACAAGACCUUGCGUUAUCACGAGAAGGCGGUGCGCUCUAUCAAGUUCCACAAAGGAAAGCUUCCGCUUUUCGCUUCUGCAUCUGACGACGGCACGAUCCACGUAUUCCACGGCACGGUCUACGAUGAUUUCAUGACCAAUCCAUUAUUGGUGCCAUUGAAGAAAUUGACUGGACACAAGGUGGUAUCGAGCAUCGGUGUGUUGGACUUGGCCUGGCACCCGAAGGAAGCGUGGUUAUUCAGUGCUGGUGCCGAUGGUACGGCCCGUCUCUGGACCACGUAA